UGGGCAUCCACCCAUGCUCACACACUCUCCUGGCACUAUUCGAUGCCACCAGGCUGCUUGUAUAGGAUAUGGGAAAACUGUUCGGAUGUUCCCAUGAGAGCAACAUGAGGGUGUGCAGUUGGGGAUUAAUGGAAUUACACCUGCAGGAGAAACUAGCUGAGGACUAUUUCCUGUAAAGCUGAGGAGAGAUAAUGCAGUGUCCUAACUCGUUAUAGGUUUCUUAUUUAUUGUAUUUUCUCCAAUAUUUUUUUUGGAAGUCUUGUUUUAAUGACUAAGCGUCCUUGAGAAAUAAGAAGCCAUGUCGUCUGCUCAAGCUUUACACCGCAGUGGUGUCUACAACUAUUUCCUGAACAUGGUGGCUUAUCAGAUAUGCUGCUGCUGUGGCCCGGCACCGUGUUCCCUGUGUUGCUCCUUCUGUCCGCCCAUCAAAUCAUCAACCAGCACGCGGAUCAUGUACACAUUAUUCCACAUCCUGGCCUGCACUGUCUCAUGCCUCAUGCUGUCUAAGACCGUGUCAGAAGCAGUGAGGGAGAAUGUGCCUUUCUUUAAUGUGGUGUGUGAUGAGGCUCACGGUGGAGGAGACUGUCAGAUGCUGGUGGGCUACUCUGCCGUCUACAGGGUGUGUUUCGGCACAGCUUGUUUCUACUUGAUGAUGGCCAUCUUCCUCAUUGAUGUGAAGUCUAGUCAGGAUUUUCGAGCCCUCAUUCAUAAUGGGUUCUGGUUUCUGAAGUUCAUCACCAUGCUUGGAAUGAUUGCUGCUGCCUUCUUUAUUCCCACAGAAUCCUUUUUGCAUGCCUGGCAUUAUGUUGGAGUAGUGGGAGGCUUUUCUUUUAUCCUCAUUCAACUCAUUCUCAUCACUGCUUUCGCUCAUACCUGGAAUAAAAACUGGUUAACUGGCGCAGCUGAGAAUAAAAGGUGGUAUGUGGCAGUCAUGUGUGCCACCCUCUUCUUCUACACCAUCGCCACCAUGGCCUUCACUUUCAUGUACAAAUACUACACUCACCCAGCGGGAUGCCACCUGAAUAAAGCCCUGCUAUGGACUAACCUGGCCCUCUGCACCAUCAUGUCUUUUAUUGCGGUCACUCCCUGUGUGCAGCAAAAGCAGCCCCGCUCAGGACUCCUGCAGGCUUCCAUCAUUUGCUGCUAUGUCAUGUACCUGACCUUCUCUGCUCUAUCCAGCCGCCCACCAGAGAAGGUGGAGUAUCAGGGGGUCAACAUGACGGUGUGCUACCCCAAAGUCAGCAGGGAUGAGAUUCAAAAUGAAGGCAAUGCCGUGGCCAUUAUUGGGGCUGCAAUCAUGUACUGCUGUGUUCUUUUUGCAUGCAAUGAGGCUUCAUACUUAGCUGAGGUCUUUGGACCUUUCUGGAUGAUAAAAGUUUACCGCUAUGAGUUCCAGAAAGCCUCCUGUUGCUUCUGCUGCCCAGAGGCCGAAGAUGAGGAAGAGUUUGUCAUUGACGAGAACAAAGGCUGUCAGAAAGUCAUCCACAAUGAGACUCAGCGCGUUGCCUACAGCUACUUUUUCUUCCACUUUGUUUUCUUUUUGGCUUCCCUCUAUGUAAUGAUGACCCUAACUAAUUGGUUCAGUUAUGAGACUGCUGUUCUGGAGACCACCUUCACCCACGGAAGUUACUCCACAUUCUGGGUCAAGCUGUCGUCCUGCUGGGCAUGUGUGGUUCUUUAUCUAUGGCUUCUCCUGGGUCCCCUGUGCCACUGCCAGUCUGAUCCGAAACGACCUCGACGCGCCCGCAUCAAGAGACGGGCCGCCACUCACCGCCAUGUUAGCGUCAGCGUGUGAAUUACAGACUGAACAACA
Messenger RNA from Labeo rohita (rohu), 1813 nucleotides. It is a transcript of the gene serinc4, whose product is annotated as serine incorporator 4. Gene Ontology annotation, cellular component: membrane. The record is from RefSeq and is a predicted model, not a curated record. NCBI's taxonomy places the organism in Eukaryota, Metazoa, Chordata, Actinopteri, Cypriniformes, Cyprinidae. The transcript has 12 exons. The coding region runs from base 299 to 1795 and encodes 498 amino acids.